Cuscuta europaea is the source of this 738-nucleotide messenger RNA. NCBI's taxonomy places the organism in Eukaryota, Viridiplantae, Streptophyta, Magnoliopsida, Solanales, Convolvulaceae. The record is from the annotation of a GenBank genome assembly.
CCCAGGAGCGCAGCUCACUCAUACUUCGCAGGAGCGCAACUCACUCUCAAGAAUCUUAGAUCAAGAAGCUCUUCCUUCUCUCUUAUUCGUUCGCAUCGUUCUAAAUCCCGACGAGACUCCAUACUUCGUCCGCUACUUCGCGUCGGCACUUCAGUCCCUGACCUUGUCGGCUGCCUCCCUACAUCAUGAAGUCCGAACUCCUGCCGAUGUCCGAACUCACGAAGUCCCUGACCCUGCUGGCUGCAUUUACCUAGUUUGGAAUGUGGUGUUGCAGCCCCGGUUGGUUGUGAUGUGGUUGCCCCAAUCUGCUGCGAUAUUAACUUUGCUGCUGCAGCCGCAAGUGCAACCCAUAUUGAAGCCUAUAAGGCUUGUGAAUCUAUCCCUUUGAAUAGCUUUUCUGCUGCUGUAACAGCAGAAGCAGCUGCAGCCCACAAUGGUGUUUCUAAUGCUUGUGAAUCUGUUCCUUUUGAUGCCCUUACCGAUGCUGCAACUGCAACCACUACUGCAGCCCAUAUUGAUGCCUCUAAUGCUUGUGAAUUUGUCCCUUUGAAUAGCAUUUUUGUUGCUGUAACAGCAGAAGCAGUUGCAGCCCAUAAUGAUGUUUCUAAUGCUUGUGAAUCUGUUCCUUUUGAUGCCCUUACUGAUGUUGCAACUGCAGCCCAUAUUGAUGCCUCUAAUGCUUGUGAAUUUGUCACUUUGAAUAGCUUUUAUGUUGCUGCAACUACAGCUCCAAUUGCA